AUGCACCUGGGGGAAUCAGACGUGGGGGAUGCAUUCCUGCCAGGUGACGGACUAGCAUCGUUGGCGGAUCUGAUAAAAUGCUACGAAAAGCCGUGGGAGCCGCGGACGCAGCAGCGCGGUAGCCACUGGGUGCUGUACAACUACGUGCGCGCCAAGAAGCGCUUCCGCUGCUGGGAGACGGUGACGCUGACGACCCACGCCGACUUCCGGCGCUUGGGCAGCCUGCGCACGCUGGUGGCGCGCUGGCGGGGGCCCGUGUCGCUCGUCCUCUUCGUGCCGCCCGGCGACUUCGGCCACGCGCUCGACGCACUCCGCUGGGCGCGCGACUGCUGGUCGCAGGUGGUGGCGUACUACGUCACGUUCCACGUGCUCUUCUCGGAGGGCGGCGUGCCCGCCUACGUGCCGUGCCCCGCGCAGGCGGCCGUCCGCGGCCUGUCGGACUGCAGCGUCGAGCCGCCCUGGCAGUCGGCACCGCCGCGCUCUGGCGGCCUCUACCCCGUGAAUGUGGCGCGCAACGUGGCGCGCGAAGCGGCCACCACGCACUACGUUCUGCCUGUCGAUAUCGAGCUGUUCCCCAGCCCCGGCUUGCUGCCUGACUUCCUGCACAUGCUGAGGCGUCACGAAGCGCCGCUUCGAAGACCCAACCCCAGAGUCUUCACCCUGCCAGUCUUCGAAAUAGAGGCAGGAGCUACUCCCCCAGAAAAUAAAGCUUCACUCCUUUCAAUGUUAAACAAUGGGUCUGCCAUCAUAUUCCAUCAGGAAUUGUGUGGAAAGUGUCACAGAUUUCCAGGGUAUGAAGUUUGGAAAACUAUGAACGUAACAGAAGGGCUCAGUGUAUUUCAUAUUGGAAAGCGAGUUAAUUACUUUCGUCAUUGGGAACCUAUAUUUAUAGGCACACAAGAUGAUCCUCUCUAUGAUGAACGUUUCAGCUGGGAAGGAAAGAGUGAUAAAAUGACCCAGGGAUAUAUCAUGUGUGUAAUGGACUAUGAUUUUGACAUUUUGGACAAUGCCUUCUUGAUCCAUGAACCUGGGAUAAAGACUAAGGAGAUGAACCACAGCAGACUCGUUGUUAUAAGAAAAUCAAAUGCUCUUAAGAGAGAUGUAGCUAUAUCUGAAUUCAAAGUUUUAUUUGGAGAAAAGUAUGGUUGUGUUCUGUAA
Schistocerca serialis cubense is the source of this 1158-nucleotide messenger RNA. Its product is annotated as beta-1,4-glucuronyltransferase 1-like. Bases 1 to 1158 code for a protein of 385 amino acids. NCBI's taxonomy places the organism in Eukaryota, Metazoa, Arthropoda, Insecta, Orthoptera, Acrididae. The transcript has 3 exons. The record is from RefSeq and is a predicted model, not a curated record.